This is a messenger RNA of Rhopalosiphum padi (bird cherry-oat aphid), 1120 nucleotides long. RefSeq names its product E3 ubiquitin-protein ligase RNF185-like. Gene Ontology annotation, molecular function: ubiquitin protein ligase activity; metal ion binding; ubiquitin-like protein conjugating enzyme binding. The coding region runs from base 383 to 934 and encodes 183 amino acids. Gene Ontology annotation, cellular component: endoplasmic reticulum. NCBI's taxonomy places the organism in Eukaryota, Metazoa, Arthropoda, Insecta, Hemiptera, Aphididae. The transcript is spliced from 6 exons. Gene Ontology annotation, biological process: ubiquitin-dependent protein catabolic process. The record is from RefSeq and is a predicted model, not a curated record.
CAGUGAAAGGUGCAAUACUACAAUUUAUUUUGUGGUAGUGUGUUAUUAUGGUUGAAAUGUCAUUAUUUUUUGGUUAGCAAUCUUUAAUCGCGGUAGAAUCGCAGAGCGCGGCUGGUGGUUGCGGGCUGGUAUAUAUGAUUGCCCAUUGGUUCCUACCGCAGUAGCCACUAUCAUAGUAUCAAAUACUACAAAAUAUAUUUUUUUUCUUUUUAUUUGGUCAUAACUACUAACUAGAGAGUCACUAGUGUGUUCUCGCCGUUGUCGGAGACCGGAGUUCAUAUCCCGCGUAAACCAUAUUUUACCCAUUGUCAUUGAAAACAGUGUAGAACGUGAGACGUUCUGUGCAAUUUCUCAAACAUUCUUCUAGCCGUAAUUCGGCACGAUGGCUACCAUUACCAACGAGUCUGAUUCUUCGCGAGAAAACACGAACAAUGAAGAAAACGAUAAUAAAGAUGAACAGAAUAACAUAUUUGAAUGUAACAUAUGCUUGGAUAAUGCAAAGGAUGCUGUUGUCAGUGUCUGUGGUCAUUUAUUUUGCUGGCCAUGUUUGCAUCAAUGGAUAGUAACUCUAUCAAGUCAUCAAGUAUUAUGCCCCGUAUGUAAAGCUGCAUUAAAUAAAGAUAAAAUAAUACCAAUUUAUGGACAUGGAAAUUCUAAACAAGAAGAUCCCAGAAAUAAAGUGCCACCUAGGCCUGCUGGUCAAAGAACUGAACUUGAACCUAGUUCUGCUUUCUCGAGUUUUUUUUUUGGUGAUAGCCAAGGUUUCCAUUUAUCGUUUGGAAUAGGAUCAUUUCCUUUUGGAUUUUCAACAUCACUUAAUGUUACUGAUCGUCCGCAAGAAGUUGCUAAUCAACUACAUCAAGAUGAUCAAUACUUAUCAAAACUUUUCUUAUGGAUUGCAGUAAUAUGUAUUAUUUGGCUAAUGGUGGCAUAAUUUAUUCUAAGAGUACGUUUUUUUUAAUUUUAAUUAUUAUUAUUAUUUUACCAUUCAUUUAACUACAAUAAGCACUACAUGAGGGCUUAAUUUUAUAUAUUAUUUUUAUUCACUUUAUUGGCUAUAUAAGUUUCAAAUAUACUUCAAUUUUUAUUGUAUGGCGCCGAGUCUAAAAUUUUUAACUAA